AAGAAGAACAACAACAAGCAGCAGGAAGUGCUUGUCAACACUGCUCCUCUUGUAGUCUUCGUAGAGAACUGAAUUCACUUUUCUAACGCAGUUUAUGUAUGAAGAGUGUGAUUAUAAAGCGGGUUUAAUGAGUCUAUCUCACUGACAACCCCUCCAGCAGCGGUGUGUUUACUUCCAGUCGGCCCGGUCCAACAUGGCGGCGGUAGACGUGGAGGAUGAGAGUAUCCUGGCGUCGAUUUUUAAGGAUAGCUUCCCGGACAGCUGGAAGGACAACCCGGACUUCGCGACCUACCUGUCCGAGCUGAGCUCCUUCGGGCUGGAGAAGCUGAGCCGGGAGCCGGAGCGGCUGGCGGAGGAGCGGGCUCAGAUCCUGCAGCAGACCCGGGAGCUGGCCUUCUCCAACUACCAGACCUUCAUCCGUACCGCGGACUGCACCCAGCACAUCUACCGGGACUUCGGCCGGGUGGAGGGCAGCGUGUCCCGGCUGCUGGACAAGCUGCCCGGCUUCGGGGAAAGAUGCAGGGGCUUCGUGAAGGAGGCGGAGGAGAUCGGAGCCAGCCGGCGGAUGAACAGCCUCACGCUGAACCGGCACACGGAGAUCCUGGAGAUCCUGGAGAUCCCGCAGCUCAUGGACACCUGCGUCCGCAACGGCUACUACGAGGAGGCUCUGGAGCUGGCGGCGUACGCCAAGAGGCUGGAGAAGAAGCACGCCUCGCUCCCCGUCAUCCAGGGGAUCGUGCGUGAAGUCCGCCAGUCGACCCAGCUGAUGCUCAACCAGCUGUUGCAGCAGCUGCGCAGCAACUCCCAGCUGCCGGCGUGCCUGCGCGUGAUUGGCUACCUGCGGCGCAUGGACGUGUUCACGGAGGCGGAGCUAAGGGUCAAGUUCCUGCAGGCGCGCGGCACCUGGCUGCACUCCAUCCUCGCCGCCGUCGCCGACGACGACCCCUACUUCCACAUCACCAAAACCAUCGAGGCGUGCCGGGUGCACCUGUUUGACAUCAUCACGCAGUACCGAGCCAUCUUCUCGGACGACGACCCGCUGCUGCCGCACGCCGGCGGCCAGGCCGCCGUGAACGAAGCCGCCAUCUUCCACGGCUGGGUGGUGCAGAAGGUGGCGGAGUUUUUGGCGACGUUGGAGCGGGACCUGCAGCGUGGCGUGGGCGGCCGCCUGGACUCCCUGCUGGGCCAGUGCAUGUACUUCGGUCUGUCCUUCAGCAGAGUCGGGGCCGACUUCCGCGGCCAGCUGGCGCCCAUGUUCCAGCGCGUGGCGGCGGAGACAUUCGGCCGAGCCGUGCGGGAGGCGGCCGACUCGUUCCAGGAGGACAUGAACGUGUACACGCUCAUCGCCCUGCCCUCGGUGCUGGGCGGUAGCAUCCCUCACACGGCGGCGCCUGGCGCCCAGCCCGGCGCGCUGCAGCCGCCCAUGGCUCUGCUGGACUUCCAGCCGCUGGCCUGCUUCCUCAACAACGUCCUGACCGCCUUCAACGACCUGCGGCUCUGCUGCCCCGUCGGGCUGGCGCAGGACGUCACCGCGUGUCUCCAGGACGCACUGAAGACGGUGACCCGUCAGAUUGUGGCGUUUCACCGUGCCGAGGAGUCGGCGUUCAGCAGCAGAGAGAAGGAGCUGUUUGUUCACUUCUGCUGUUCGUACGCUGACGACCUACUGCCGUUCCUCAACCGCUGCCUGCAGGUCCUGUUCCCUCCGGCUCAGCUCGCUCUCAUCCUAGGAGUUCCUGCGACUCAGCUGCACCGGUACGGCGGUCUGGGCUGCAUCGACAUCGCCGCCGUCCUCCAGCCGCUGGACUUCGUGCUGCCGCAGAGAGAGACGUUAGCGCCGCUGGCGCCGGAGCCGGAGCUCGACAUCGCCGCCGAACUGGGCAGCCUGACGUUUGACACGCAACUCAAAGAAACCGAUCCGGGCGUCACGGUGGAGGACGUGCGCCCCGAAACACUGCCGCCUGCGACCCCGGCCGCUCACAGAGACUCUGACGAGCAAGAUGAAGAUACAAUACAGGAUGAAGACUUUUCUUUGGACUGAAAGUCUGUGUUUUCCCUUAAGCUUCAGGAAGACUUGGGAGCACGUAUUUGGCAAAGGGUUUAGGUAUUUCAAAGAGGGUUUAUGGGUCUUUACUAGAGCUGGGCAAUAU
Molecule: messenger RNA, 2147 nt
Organism: Sander lucioperca (pikeperch)
Lineage: Eukaryota; Metazoa; Chordata; Actinopteri; Perciformes; Percidae
Gene: cog8
Product: component of oligomeric golgi complex 8
Exons: 7
Coding region: 194-2038 (614 amino acids)
Biological process (GO): intra-Golgi vesicle-mediated transport
Cellular component (GO): COG complex
Source: RefSeq, a predicted model, not a curated record